Messenger RNA from Mesorhabditis spiculigera, 591 nucleotides. The record is from the annotation of a GenBank genome assembly. NCBI's taxonomy places the organism in Eukaryota, Metazoa, Nematoda, Chromadorea, Rhabditida, Rhabditidae.
AUGGACUUUCGUCAGUUCGAGCUAGCGCGUAGCGAAUUCUGCCCCGGAGGCGCCGACACGUUCACGCUGCGCCUGGAAUUUCGGAGGAAGGCUGGAGGGGGCGGAGCGGUGAACAAGUCGAAGGCGUCCACCCCGCGCUUCGUCGAGCCGCCGAGCAGAGAGCUGACGCCGUCCGGGGAGACGACGGACGAGUCAAUGUUCCCGGAGGCCGUCGCCGUCUACGUGCCGCCCGUCUCCGAAUCGCCAGGCCACACGACGGGCAGUUGCUCGGUGGCUAGCUCGGCGUCGCGAGGCCGUGAUCUGCAGGACAGCCGCGCCACCACCAGCCUCGAGCGCGACAUCAACAAGGCCACCAACUUCCUGCAGCGCGUGCGGCCGAAGCGCGCGAGCACCACCACGUCGACGACCACGGGGGGCACCGGCACGUUCAACGGGAUGGAUGCGACCGUGUGCCCGGAUACGCCGGAUCCAGAAAAUGACUACGUCAGGUGCUGCGCCCACGGGACCGAGAAGUGCAUGCAGAAGCGCAAGGACGACGCCGGCCUCCAGAACGACGACCCGCUCGAGCGCCUCUACACUGCCCUCAACAAA